AACUCGAGCAGUUGCCGCAAAAAUGACGAGACCCGGUGUACGCGACGUUCCGUUUCGCUGGCGAUCGGCGCGGGAAUAACGCGGGAAAGCGUUCGCGUUCGCGAGUGAGAAUCGGCAACGCGUGUCGGUCGGUGACGAUGAAUCGUUGGCUCGUGGUAGUUCGCCUCUCGCGAUCCGGAUGGCACGAAAUUCGGUCGAUUUAUGCGCGCGACGUCCGCUCGGAGUUCGACGGAGCUAACCGUCAUGGCGCCCGCGCUUCGAUCGCGAUCGAUCGCCAAAACACUCGUCUCGUGUAAGAAUCUCACGCAUCCGUACGCGUACGAUCUUCGGUGCCGCGCAUCGUUUGCUCAAAACGUGAUUCCUGACGAAGGUGUGCUCCGGAUGUUCAUUCCUGACGAAGGUGUGCCCCGGAGGAAAGAGGUUAUCUGGACCGGAGGACCCUGGCGUGGGGAUUUUUGGCGACAAGAGUCGACCAAUGAAUGUUUGGACACUUCGUCAGAAGAAAAAAGAAUUCUCCGCUGACCAAGAUUUCCGAGGAAGUCAUUUGAGACUUAAUUAAUUACACAAGAUAUAAAUAGACCGAGAAAAAUUGUGUAUAAUUAAUCGAUUGAAUAAUUCGAUUGAUUUGAAAGCCGAUGAAAAAUUUCUGCUUUGAUCGCAGUGAUAAAUAACGAUUGUAAAAUUCGAA
Messenger RNA from Monomorium pharaonis (pharaoh ant), 688 nucleotides. RefSeq lists its product as uncharacterized. The transcript is spliced from 2 exons. Lineage: Eukaryota; Metazoa; Arthropoda; Insecta; Hymenoptera; Formicidae. The record is from RefSeq and is a predicted model, not a curated record. Bases 202 to 522 code for a protein of 106 amino acids.